Molecule: messenger RNA, 9927 nt
Organism: Cottoperca gobio
Lineage: Eukaryota; Metazoa; Chordata; Actinopteri; Perciformes; Bovichtidae
Gene: pik3r2
Product: phosphoinositide-3-kinase, regulatory subunit 2 (beta)
Exons: 16
Coding region: 795-3005 (736 amino acids)
Biological process (GO): phosphatidylinositol phosphate biosynthetic process; insulin receptor signaling pathway
Cellular component (GO): phosphatidylinositol 3-kinase complex
Molecular function (GO): protein binding; 1-phosphatidylinositol-3-kinase regulator activity
Source: RefSeq, a predicted model, not a curated record
UGGAAAAUGGCUGUGUAUGGGAGCAGGGAGUCAUGAACGGGAAAAGAAAGAAAGAGCGAGAGAAAGAAGGCGAAGCAAUAAGUGAACAGAAGGUCUGCUUGAAGUUUACUGCACACCGUUAAGAUAUCGUCCGAAGAUAAUGCACCACACGGACCCUUGUCUUCUACUUUGAAGUGUUUGAAGCGCCGCAGCCUAAAGUGAGAAGAGUCAAGAAAUAUCCGCGGGUCGUUCAUAAUCCGUGUCCGUGUGGGAGCCUGAGAGAACCGAAGAGGAUUAAAGACCUUUUCACACUGCACUCGUCCUCCAAUCAGACCACUUCAUUUGACCGUGGAGAGCCAACAACGCGGGGCACUCGACUGGCAAAAUAUUUUACCAGGCUGCUCCAAUAGCACCCAGCCAGCAGGUUUUGGCUGCUUGAAAGAGCAUGUUGCCAACGCGCUCCCUCUGCUCCAUCAUCUGGCUCAACCGGGGUAUCAAGCUGAGGAAAGUGAACCAGUGCACCAACACCGGUCAGGUCUGAAACUGCUGCCUCCACAGACAUAGUAGCAGUAGAACGCUACCUUAUCGACUUUUAAAAAUGCGUCUAAGCUUCGGGUGACUCCCCCUCCUCCCCUCUUCCCCCCGACCCCCUAAGCUACCGUACCAACACCAACACCAGAAUUUAGUGACUCAACUGCCUUUUUGGUUUCUGACGAGGAUUUCUGUAGAGCCGAACCCUGUCGUUGCAGUAGGACUCGGGCUGCACCAUCUAACCUCUAUUCAGUGGCCAUUUUGAUUUUUGCCUCCCGAACAAAAUGGCGACGGAAGGUUUUCAGUACCUUACCCUCUACGCAUUCACCAAGGACCAGGAGGAGGACCUGGACCUGCAGCCGGGCGACCUCCUGACAGUCAGCAAGGCCUCUCUGCUGUCCAUGAAUAACUACCAGGAGGGCUGCGUGGAGCAGCCUGAGCGCCUCGGCUGGCUCCUCGGGUACAACGAGCGGACCAAACAGAGAGGCGACUUCCCAGGGACGUAUGUCGAGUAUGUGGGCCCCGUUAGGAUGGCUCUCCCACCAAGUCAACCCAGGUCCCAGCGGCCCCUCCCUGCUGCUCCAAGACCAGAGUCGUCUCAAGCUGUUUCUGUGUUGGACCUGAGCGAGCAGUUCACACCGCCAGAGAAGGCUCCAACAGCCCUCGUCAGCUUGAUCCAAGCCAUAGAGAAGAGAGGUCUGGACUGCAACAUAUUGUACAGGCCAAAUGUUUCCUCUGGUGCAGACAGCCCCGUGUACAGUCUGAGCUCUGAGAGUGAGAUGUUGCAGAAUGAUGUGGGGUACCUGUCUGAGUGUGUCCUGAGCUACCUGAGAGACCUCCCGUCACCCGUCAUCCCCACCUGUGUCUACGCUCACCUUCAAACUGCUGUCACAAUGCAGCAGCAGGUCCUCCUGCAGUCAGCAGAUGGUGCAGUCGCUGGAAGCCUUGACAGAGAGGUAAGCCAGGUCCUCGAGAGCUCCACCUCCGUCCCUCUCCAUCACCGUCUCACCCUGCAGUACCUCCUCACACACCUGGCCAAGGUCACCCAGACGCAGGCCAGCAAUGGCCUGGACACACAGACGCUGGGAAAGAUCUUUGGGCCGCUGCUGAUACGGACCGGCCCAUCCACCCCGUGGUUCUCAGCGGAUAUGGAGUUUCCUGCCCUUGUGGUGGAGAGGCUGCUGAUAGAGAGAACCACGGAGCAAGACCUCACUCCUCCAGUUCUUCCUGCAAAGCCAGUCAAGUCAAAAAUGGCACCAUCAGCCAUGACGGACACAAGCAGCCUGCUGAAUGAUGCUGAAUGGUACUGGGGGGAAAUCUCCAGAGAGGAGGUGAACGAGAAGCUGCGAGACACUCCAGAUGGUACCUUCCUGGUCCGAGAUGCCUCUAGUAAACUGGAGGGCGAGUACACUCUCACUCUCAGGAAAGGGGGGAACAACAAGCUGAUAAAGAUUUACCACCGAGACAUGCGGUAUGGCUUCUCUGAGCCUCUUACCUUCCUGUCUGUAGUGGAGCUCAUCAAUCACUACCGCCAUGAGUCGCUGGCCCAAUACAACGCCAAACUUGACACCAAGCUUCUGUUCCCUGUCUCCAAAUACCAACAGUUGGUGAAGGAGAACAGUAUAGAGGAGGUGGGAGAGCAGCUGAAGGUCUAUCACGAGCAGUACCAGGAGAAGAGCCGCGAGUACGACUCUCUGUACGAGGAAUACACACGCACCUCACAGGAGCUGCAGAUGAAGCGCACAGCCAUCGAGGCUUUCAAUGAGACCAUCAAGAUCUUUGAGGAGCAGUGUGAGACUCAGGAGCGCUACAGCAGAGAGUCUUUGGAGCGGUUCCAACGCGAGGGCAACGAAAAAGAGAUUCAGAAGAUCCAGAGCAACUCGGAGCGUUUGAAGUCUCGCGUGAAGGAGAUCCACGACAGCAAGCGUAAACUGGAGCAGGACCUGAGACAGCAGGUCUCCGAUAACCGAGAGAUCGACAAGAAGAUGAACAGCCUGAAGCCGGAUCUCAUGCAGCUCCGCAAAAUCAGAGACCAGUACUUAAUAUGGCUAACACAGAAGGGGACAAAGCAGAAGAAGAUCAAUGAAUGGCUGGGCAUAAAGAAUGAUGCUGAUGACUCCUACUCGCUGGAGGAGGAUGAGGGUUCACCCCACCACGAUGAGUGUGCCUGGUAUGUGGGUGACAUCAAACGCACCCAGGCUGAGGAAAUGCUGAGAGGCAAAUGUGACGGGACCUUCCUCAUCCGUGAGAGCCAAUCACAGAAGGGCUCCUACGCCUGUUCUGUAGUUGUGGAGGGUGACGCCAAGCACUGCGUCAUCUACAAGACGGCCACAGGUUAUGGAUUCGCUGAACCCUACAAUCUGUACUCGUCCCUCAAAGACCUGGUGCUCCACUACAAAAACGUCUCCUUGGUCCAACACAACGACCAGCUGAAUGUAAAUCUGGCCUACCCAGUCCUCGCCCGCUCUCAGAACCAGAACCAGCACUCCAGAUGAAUUAUCCACCAGCAGUGUAGGACGCCAACCAGGGUGGGGAAACAAAAAAUUCACAAAAUUUAUCCUCUGAAAAAUGCUCGUUCUUGUGGCGUAGAGAAAAAGACUCAACAGCCACGAUUUCAAAUUCAUACGUUUUUGGCUGGAGGCUGGUGCUAAUUUCCCACACCACCCCCAGUCCAGCAAAGAGCACUCCUUGCUAACAGCAUGGCUUCAACAUAAGCACACUACUACCAGUAUCAAAGCCCUGUACAGUUAGCCUGGCUGACGCAGUGAGUUUUACCUUGAGGAGAGUGUUGCAUUAGCCAGCCUUGACUGUACAGUGUCGGUUAUGAAAAGAAAAGUGUGAGAAAUUCACAAGAAAACACCUUUGGUACUGAGAAAAAAACAAAACAGACGAAAUGUGUUCAAAGAAGAAAUAUUAAGCACACAAAAACGUUGUUUUCAAGAUCGUGGAGAAGAGGAGGGAAACCAGAUGGUGGGAUGAUGGAAACAUUUACAGGAGGCACUUUUGUUUUUUUUUUGCCUUGAACACGUGAUAACUGUCCAUAGACAAAGGCCCGAUCUGUCAUCCCCAGACUGCCUGCAAACUCUCCGUAGACAAAAGCCUGAGCUGUCAUCCACUGAAAGGACUGGCUUGGCUAAACCAGGCUGCUCGCUUCACACCUAAAGGCGGCUGAAAAAUCGUGGACCAGGGGGGUUUAGUCACUGGAGCCGAGGGGGGUGUGGGAGGGAAAGGGAGAGAAAUUGCUGGGGUUGUUGUUUUAAUGGGUUUUAAAGAGAUUGAUUCAAUUUAAAGCUUGCUUAAGUGCCAUAGUAAUAGCUUUGAAUGAUCACAAGCCUGUGUCACUAGAACAAGGGGGCACGUCGAGGUUGAAAGAAGGAAGGAGGGAAAUGAACGGCUGUCGACAUAGACGAAGCUACAGCUUUAAAAUAAUAAUAAUACACACAUAUAGGUAUAUUUUUUAUUAAGUGAUCUUUAUUUCCUGACUGCUUUGGCUUGUUGCUCUCUCAGUGGGCCUUUUGAAUUGACGAGGUACAACAUUACAGGAUAGAAAUGCAUGGUACAGAUUUGGUAUAUUGUGAAUAUAGGAUUGUAAUCACAAUACACUAGAUGGAGAGGUACAUUGAUUAAUGCAGUUUCACCACAUGAUUCAGAUGAUGAUUUCCUCAUCAAACGUCUCUUUGUUUCAAACUUCUUCCUUCUUUUUUCAUCUUCUUUGAUAAUGUAGCACCUGUAGCCAUCGACUUAAGGCAUAACUGUUAGUGCUCCUCUUAUGUGUCUUGUUUCUUUAUGCUAAAGACACUUGCAGAGCAUCAAUCUAUGUGAUUAUUGUAUCUUCGGUACUGUAUUUGCCUUGUCUCUAGAUAGAAUAGACUGUUUUAGCGGUACUAUGUCCUUGCAGAUGUUUAUUGUUUUGUUUUUUAAUGCAGAUUUACUCACGGUACUUCCUUCCCCCUCGCGCUUGACUGUUCAUUUCAUCACAAGCUUGACUCACAGAGCUGUAGAACAUUUGAUGUACAAAAAAAGAAAAAGCAGUAAUAUAACUCAUGUACAGUAUAUUUCAGACACACAUGCAGUCAGUGUGUGUGACUUUACACAGUUUCAUCGCUGUGUUUCUUUAUGUUUUCAUAAUAUUUGCUAUGCUCUUAGAUUCUGUUUAAGGAUGCACAGUAUCCAGCUAAUGUGAGCCAAAUGAAGGAUGUAUUUUCAUGUAGCAAGAAAGAGAGAAACAAAAAAGAACCAGUCUUUUUGCCAUUCAGCAUGGCCUCUGUGGUCUGAGAGAUUAUGUAGUGUAUGCAUGGAGUCCUUCAGUUGGGUUGUUGUUUCUUAUUCUUUCACUUGGCACCAGUGGUUGAUAAUUGUACUUUGAGUAGUGCAAACACAGUACGAUGUGUGGUAGUACUAUGCACAGAAGAGUCACAUGAGGAUAAUACGUUCUGAGAUCAGUUCCCUCCCUCGGUUCUGUGCUGUGACAGUGAAUUUCUCCCGUUUCCCUCAUGUUAUUUGGCUCGAGGUGAAGAUUGUACCAUCGUUGUUCUUUGUCACUUUCAAAGCACAGUUUAUUUAUGUAGAGGCAGGGUUCUUCAGUUAUGGCUGUGUGAUCGAUGAAAAUGAAAAGAGGCGUCACAUGAUGCUGCUUUUAAAUAGGAUUUACAUAGCUGACUUCUUGAGAAUGAAUGAAUAUGAAUAAUCUCUCAAAUUUCUUACAUGUAGUAGACUCAGAUUGCCAAAAAGAGAAAAAAGUAUUUUUGUAGACAGGUGUAGAAGAGUCAAACUUUGUUGGCAAUAGAACGUUUUAGAAAAGAAGAAAAGAGCGCACUGUUUUUAAAGGUUGCUCAUUUGGCAUUUUGGAUUUGUUUUUAUUUUUGUUAAGGAGGGAUAGAAAUUAAAGUGAGAUAUUCACCUACUCUUCUGGUCAUGACAGUUAAUUAUGUACAUUUCAUCUGUAGACCUUAUCUUCCAACAAACACAAUGCUUUUUCGGCAUUCAUAUCAUUUCUGUUUUUGAAAUGUACAUUUACAAAUUUCAGGUAGCAAAGUUUUUCCAAACAGACCAAUCACACUUUCAAAUGAAACCUAACUCGGCCUCAAAAGUUUUAAAUCAAGACGUCAUUUUGAUUUCAGUCAGGACAAAUUCAUUGUUCUGUUCUUUGCAGAGUUCUUGGCAAGUAGAAAAUCCCAAGAAUUAAACUAGGAGGUGACGGCGGUGUUUCUGAUUGGAGGGCUAUAGAUGCGAGUGAGACAGAUUAGAAGUGCCUUUAGUCAUUGUGAUGAGCUCGUCUUUUCUUCCUUGUCAUUGGAGCGUCUCUCUACAAGAUGGUGCCACCAUCCACCAUAUGCUGUGCCCCGUUGUUCACACAUUUGCCAUUUAUCAAAGACUAAAGGGUAUCUGGCAAAUGAGCAUAGGUGUUGUGUGAGAUUGCGUGUGUCUGUGUUUGUGUGUGUGUGUGUGUGUGUGUGUGUGUGUGUGUGUGUUAGAGCAAAUCUGAGCAUGUUAUAGAUUUUAGUUGUGCCUCUUUGUUGUUACAUCUAUAGUUGUUACAUAUUCCUUCUCUCUAUGGUGGGGGCUGUACAGUAGCUUGGUGCUCUCUCUCACUGUGCACCAAAGCUGCAUUUCUUUGGUGUGUUUUUCAUUUUAUUUGUCUGGUAUAUUUUUGAGAAAUCUCAGAUAAGAUAGAAAUGUGAACCGUACACAUCCGUGGCCCAGCCCAGUUGUUUGAAGCUCAUUUGAUAAGCUCUCAAGUUAAUGCAUGCAGCAUUUCUCAGUGUUUUUUAUUAAGAGUCAGUUCCUUUGCGAACAGGCAAUCUGGUUGAGUCAUUCGCCACUGCUGACACAUCCAUUAUCCAGUUUGUUGGACCAACACUUUUGUGACUGCACUUUUUCUUUCUGUUCCGCACACUGAAACUAGUGUGUCUAACGCCCAACAACCAUAAACUCACAGACAGUGGUGAAACUCAGUUGUCAAUAGUGUAUUUAGUUGAUAGUUUUAUGGUCUUUCCAUACAAUAUAUCGGGAGUGAUCGACAGUUUUCUUUAUGAUAUCGGAGUAUACAGUGUACAGUAUAUGUUUUUGUUGUUUUGGCGGUCAAAAGCUGUCAUUUAAUUCUGAUGUGUUUUGACUGAUUGCAAUGUUUUCAUUAUAGAGUUAGUUUUACUAUAUGGACUGUAUAAACUCUGUGAUACUUUUCAAGCCAACUUUAAGAAGAGCUGUUGGCUCAUUAUGCAACUUGUGUCCACACAGCGAAAUUGUCCAAUUUAACAAGACAAAAAACAUUGAUUUUCUGAAAAGGUAAUUUCACUCAAAUGACAGAAAUACAUAUUUCCACUUACUGCUAGUGAUAUCUAAACAUGCAGAUAUUUGAGAUUUUGAAAUAUCAAUCUUCUUAAUUUUUCUUGGAACUACUUUCUACCCAAGAAAUAGUCCCUCUCACAGUGACGUCUGUGGAUUAUCCAGAGUAACCAAAAGAUUGUUUCUGGAAAGAGAUUUUACUGUUCAUUAUGUCAAUGACAGUGAAACUAAAUGCAUGAGUAGAUACUGCUGUGUGCAGUAAAUGAGAACUUUGUCAGGAUUUUUAAAGUUCAUGAACCAGCUGGUUCUGCUUCAAUUCAAGCAAUUUGCUCAAUGUCUUUAGUUGCUUUAGGAAAAAUAUAAAUGUAGACCUGAGUGGCUUCCUGCAUCACUUGUUAAGAUGAACAUGUUUGCAGUGCAGGUAAACACUCUCAUCUGCCAUAUAUGCCAUGUUAAUCACAGAUGUUUAAAAGCUAGAAGCAAUGCAACGUUAGUAGCAAUGGAACCUGGUCAGGCAGUGAAACGGCAGAAGAUGAAAACUUUAUUGCGCUUUGACUUCGAGUUGAGACUUUAAGCCCACUUUUGGAAGAUGUUUACUCUGAAACUCAAAGCUUUCAUCCUGCUCAUCUAAUCGAUAUGCAUUUGUGUCAGAGCUUCUUGAAAAACAUUUUUUCUAUAUGACAAAUGAUCAUUCAAGGAAUUAGAUAUUUUUUCAUCGGCUUUGGUACACUGUAAAUGAUAUUUCUUGAAAUGGCCUCACACACAAAGCACAUCUUUCACUGACUACAAGAAAACACAUAUAUUUGGUGUCUAUUAAGGUUUGAAGAGAGACAUACUAGAGAAUAAAUAUUUUGAAAUAUAUACUUAGAUAUCUAUAUUUUUGGAUGAUGUAAUUCUGAUUUGGACUGUGCUUGAAACAAAUCAGAAAGAGGCUUUGAUGUGAACUUGAUCUGUAGACCUGCUCCGUGCGUGGCUGCUUUGUACUCGAGCAGUUAUUGAAGCAUUUUUUACUAAUCGGCUGCAGUGAGCUUCAUCAUUAUCCGCAACAAACUUUGUGGUCACAGUUGAUCAACAUACAUGAAAUCUAUUAAACAUGAUUAUCAGGUGCGUUCAGAGGAAGAAGCAAGCUCAUGUACAUGUGUUAAUAUUUACAGAGCUGAGUCUAUAUGUUAAACGCAGUCUUGGCUGCUUUGCAUUUUAUUAAAUAUUAGAGAGGAGUCUUUUUGUUUUUGUUUUUUCUUGAAUCUGUUUUGUCUUUCGGAAGAUUCUGUUUUUUUGUGAGUAGACUCAGUGUUAAAGUUGCACCACAAAAGAUACACUUACAGUAGUUUGCUGCCACAGAGAUCCACCACAGAUUGGACGCUGACGCUGUAGCAAAGUGAACCAUCUUACCACUGUAUCGUCCUUCGGUAGAUCUCUGCGGUCGCCGAGAGUAAAAUUAAAACCUGACCGAGUAAAAAGAUACGUUAUUGAACGGUUCGUGAUCACUCCUUUACGCAGAUCUUUGUACAUGGAACUAUGAUGGCAUUAGAAAGUGUUCUUUUAUGGUGCCUGAGUAUAUUUUUUUUAUUUGGCUUUUUAAAAAAGCUGAUAGAUUUGUCUGUCCCAGUGUUGUUGUUUUUUUUGUUGUUUUUUGUUUAUAUCUGUUAAUGAUAACCUUACAGAGCCUAUAAAGAAAAAAAUAAGCUAGCUUGAAUUUUUUCCUCCGUACAGAAAAAAGAAAAGAAAAAUACAAAUGUUUACAAUAUGUAAUUAACCAAAUAGUAAGUAUGCGUUUGAGAAUCAAUCUGUCUGUCCCUCAAAGUGGCUGUGAUGGAUUGAUUUAUAUUUCUUUAUUUCCUCUGUUGUUUUAAACUUGAAAAUGUUAUGACUGCUUGUUCUGUUUUUUUCUGUUUCGGUUCGUUACUCUUUUUUUUUUGACUUAUGAGAACAGUGCUCCCUCAAUUUCAAAAUAAUAACAAGAUUCAUGUUUUCAUAACACAUAGUCUUUGUCAUUCUUUACCUGCUGACUACUUCACCUUACACUGAGCCUUGUAUAUGCAGGGCUGAAUCCUAACUUGAAACACUGUCCCAUCUUUUGCUGUUUAUAAUAUGUACAGUAAUAUGGUAGAUUUCAGCAUGACUCUGCCAGGUGUUUCUCUGGUACGGACUCAGUUCAAAGAAUUUAUAUGGGGUGAUACUCACAUGUUGUGAAUAACAGUAAAAACACGCCACUUGGAGAACAUGCUUGAGUACGGUUUUAGUACAUAACCAGUUGGAAAUUCAGGAAUAACUAUCAAGAGGCAUUCUAUUCUUGAUUUUGCACUACAAAACAAAUAAUACUCAAAUACAAAUGUUUGGUUAACUCAUUUCUAAGACCAAAAUUGACCCACUAUAGUCUCAGCUUGUGUGAUUUCCAUUUAAAAAUUUACCAACUGCACUUUCAUAUCCGCUUUUUCUGCCUGUAUCCGAUCCUCUCACAUCAUCAGUCUGGACUUUGACCUUAAAGGUUGCCAUUUGUUUGAUUAUUCUGAUGUGAAUGUUACAGUACUUUUCACUGGUGUACAGUAGUUCAUAUUCAAGACCCAACUCUGAACAUGGAGACAAGAUUGGCAGUGAUCCAUCUGGCAACAGCCUGGGUAACAUUACAGAGCAGCGACAACUUAAAACACGUAUCCACAUUUUUACUCUAAUAACAACGUCUUGUCUGCUUUGCUCUACCAUGUUGCCCAACAAGUUGCCUAAUGUAUCGCUGCCUCAGCAACAGAUACACGGUUCUUAAUGCAUAGUCAACACCGAUGUGGUGUUCUCUUUCUUUCAAAAACAAUGAAUGGGGCAGUCAGAUAAAGCUACUCUACACCAAAGUGCAAUUGAACUCAGAGGGAGCACUGUUGUUUCAGCCAGUAGAGGCCUAUUGGUUGAGGUGUGCCCAACCCCUAUGCACGAAAAGAUGGUUAUUCUUCUUCUCUUCUCUUGUGUUAUCCUCCUUCUGUUGGUCUAUCUUAAUUCAGAUGCGACAUUAUUUCUGUCUCUCUUGUGUACAGCUUGCUUCAGAGUUGUGUUUGUCCUCAGACAGGUACUCUUUCAUCUGUACGGUUCUUUCUUUAGGCUGAUGCAAUGAUUUUAAAAGACAAUAAAAGAUAUAUAAAAUGA